Molecule: messenger RNA, 624 nt
Organism: Penicillium waksmanii
Lineage: Eukaryota; Fungi; Ascomycota; Eurotiomycetes; Eurotiales; Aspergillaceae
Exons: 1
Coding region: 1-624 (207 amino acids)
Source: RefSeq, a predicted model, not a curated record
AUGGCUGCUACAACUGCUGUAUAUCAACUAGAAACAUCGGAGGCAGGAUCGCAAUCCUCACAAUCAUAUCAGUCAGCUUGGACAGAAUUAAAAUUUCUGCUGGACGUACUUCAACGUACUGCCGCGGCUAUGCCUGGUCUGGAUCGAAGCAUUGAGAUCAUCCGAGCGCGGAUCAAAAGGAUUCUUGACCGCCAAGUCUCCAGCCAACUCGAUUCACUAUUCCCUGGUCAAAAGUCAAAAGACUUUGACUAUGCGCGGCCUGCAAAUGACAUUCCCCGAGCACAUACCAAAGGCGAAAGGGCCUCCAGUGCAAUCUCCACUGAUCCACCUGUUUACGAAUGGGGGAAUAAUAUGGGCACUGCAACGGACGAAGAUCUCUGGCUUCCAGCAUUCCCCGCCCAGGACAUUUCUUACGGACCGGAAGUGAUGCUCGACGUACAGGACACGUUGAGCCCUCAAACGAGAUCGACUCUCAUGGGUUCAAAUCUUGAUCCUCAGCUUCGGCUGAAUAUUUCAAUACCUGCCGAACAUACGAUGGGCUACGGUCCUUUCCCCAAUUCUUUGCUUGGCCAAUUGCCAGACGCUACAGUGGAAGGCGCCGACACCACGUAUCAAACUAUCUGA